Aphanomyces astaci is the source of this 1104-nucleotide messenger RNA. RefSeq lists its product as hypothetical. The record is from RefSeq and is a predicted model, not a curated record. Bases 1 to 1104 code for a protein of 367 amino acids. The transcript has 4 exons. Lineage: Eukaryota; Oomycota; Saprolegniomycetes; Saprolegniales; Verrucalvaceae.
AUGGAAGCUACCCCGAUGGAGCCGAAUGGCAUGGCCCAAUCAGGAGCGACUAUGGAACGCAUCAAAGUGUCGGCCAAAGGAAAGGCCAAGUCGACAACGACGGCGUCGACAAAAGGGAAGGCGAAGUUGAAGGCACCACCCAGGAUCACCGCAACAGUGCAGCAUUUACCAGCAACUGCCGCAGAAGGCGAACAAUUUCUGCCUGAUGCGUGGAGCGAAACCCAGCGCGAGUUGUUGCAACGUAUUCAGUUGGCGUAUCCAAGCGAUUUGGAGGACGAAACCAAGGAUGACCCCGAUGUGGCCCCAUCAAACAUUGGCAAGUGCAAGAAAGGCUUUCCGCAGCCCCUGCAAGCUACCACAACAGAGGGGGUCGAUGGGUAUGCCAAGUACCGUCGCGACACGGCAGCAGACCAGUACUGUGUGCCACACAACCCGUACUUGGUGCACAGCCACAUCAACGUCGAGCGACCGGACCUGCUUGACGAGGCACGGGAAUACGUUGAAGGACGCUACGUGACCUCCCUCGAAGCUAUCACACGCAUCCGCUGCUACGACCUGCAAAGGAUGUCCCACGCUGUCGAAGCAUUGACCGUGCACGAGAAAGACCAACAGCAUUGCACCUACGAAGAAACCCACGACGCAGAAUCGGUCGUUGCCAGUAACCAAAAGACCAAGUUGAUCUCCUUCUUCCUCGCUUGCGCGCAAGGCUUGACCGGGAUCAACGGCGUUCCUGCAAAGAACUGCCUGUACUUGGACUUCCCGCAGUACUUCCCAUUUCGAAAACACUGCUUCUUGAAAGACGAACUCCUUCCGAAGUGUAUACCUAACGUAUGCACCGAUAAGAUUGGCAAGUGCAAGAAAGGCUUUCCGCAGCCCCUGCAAGCUACCACAACAGAGGGGGUCGAUGGGUAUGCCAAGUACCGUCGCGACACGGCAGCAGACCAGUACUGUGUGCCACACAACCCGUACUUGGUGCACAGCCACAUCAACGUCGAGGUUUGCACAAGCAUCAAGGCCGUCAAGUAUCUGUACAAGUACGUGUACAAGGGCAGCGACCGGACCUGCUUGACGAGGCACGGGAAUACGUUGAAGGACGCUACGUGA